Molecule: messenger RNA, 1898 nt
Organism: Coffea eugenioides
Lineage: Eukaryota; Viridiplantae; Streptophyta; Magnoliopsida; Gentianales; Rubiaceae
Product: tropinone reductase homolog At2g29340-like
Exons: 2
Coding region: 75-1673 (532 amino acids)
Molecular function (GO): oxidoreductase activity
Source: RefSeq, a predicted model, not a curated record
UCCCCCUCCAAAAAAAAAAGAAAGCAAGAGACGCUCCUAGUUUCAUCUCCACCACUGUCAGCCUACAACCACCCAUGUCAACGGUGGGAGAAAACAACUCUGGAUGGUCUUUGUCGGGAACGACAACUCUAGCCACUGGUGGAAGAUGGUCCCUGUCGGGAGCAACUGCUCUAGUUACCGGUGGAACUCAUGGAAUUGGCCGUGCAAUUGUGGUGGAGCUAGCCCAACUCGGUGCCACAGUCCACACUUGUGCAAGAAAAGAAGCAGACCUGAAUGAACGCUUGCAAGAGUGGUCCUCCAUGGGAUUCAAAGUCAGUGGUUCAGUCUGUGAUGCAUCUUCAAGAGAGCAAAGAACCCAGCUCAUCGAAAAGGUGACUUCCAUCUUCGGUGGAAAACUCAACAUCCUUGUAAAUAACGUUGGAACAAGCAAAGGGAAGCCAUCUGAAAAAUUUACCUCUGAAGAAUACGAUAUGAUGAUGUCUACAAAUCUUGAAUCUUGUUUCCAUUUUUCCCAACUCGCUUAUCCUCUCCUAAAGGCCUCUGGGAUCGGAAACAUAGUCUUCAUUUCCUCUGUUGCAGGUUUGGUAAGUAUACAAGGUUUAUCUGUUUAUGCAGCAGCAAAGGGCGCAAUGAAUCAACUGACCAAGAAUUUGGCUUGUGAAUGGGCUAAAGAUAACAUUCGCGUAAAUUGCGUUGCCCCUGGGGUCAUUAGGACCCAAUUAAGCCAAGCUGUACUCAAUUCUGAUGAAAAAUGGAAGAAAUUCAAAUCAAGAAUUCCAAUGAAUCGAGUUGGAGAGCCAGAAGAAAUUUCAUCCCUGGUAGCUUUCGUUUGUCUCCCAGCUGCUUCCUACGUAACCGGACAGGUUAUAGCUGUCGAUGGAGGCCUGACUGUUAAUGGAGUCCAAUGGUCCCUGUCAGGGGCAACAGCUUUAGUUACCGGUGGAACUCAAGGAAUUGGCCGUGCAAUUGUGGUGGAGCUAGCUCAACUCGGUGCCACAGUCCACACCUGUGCAAGAAAAGAAGCAGACCUGAAUGAACGCUUGCAAGAGUGGUCCUCCAUGGGAUUCAAAGUCAGUGGUUCAGUCUGUGAUGCAUCUUCAAGAGAUCAAAGAAUUCGGCUCAUCGAAAAGGUCUCUUCCAUAUUCAAUGGGAAGCUCAAUAUCCUUGUAAAUAACGUUGGAACAUGCAAAGCGAAGCCAGCUGAAGAGUUUACCUCUGAAGAGUACGAUACGAUGAUGUCUACAAAUCUUGAAUCUUGUUUCCAUUUUUCCCAACUCGCUUAUCCUCUCCUAAAAGCCUCUGGGAUCGGGAACAUAGUCUUCAUUUCUUCUGUUGGGGGUUUGGUAAGUGUACAAGGUUUUUCUGUUUAUGCAUCAACAAAAGGCGCAAUGAAUCAGCUGACCAAGAAUUUGGCUUGUGAAUGGGCUAAAGAUAACAUUCGCGUAAAUUGCGUUGCCCCUGGGGUCAUUAGGACCCAAUUAAGCGAAGCUGUACUUAAUUCUGAUGAAAAAUGGAAGAAAUUCAAAUCAAGAAUUCCAAUGAAUCGAGAUGGAAAGCCAGAAGAAAUUUCAUCCCUGGUAGCUUUCCUUUGUCUCCCAGCUGCUUCCUACAUAACCGGACAGGUUAUAGCUGUCGAUGGAGGACUGACUGUUAAUGGAGUCCAGUGGGACUAAUCAUUGAAUCAGCUUUCCGGGCAAUACGGCAAAGCUAGUUAGUGCGGGAAGGGAAUACUUAUAGAAUCAUCUUUUCAUUUUCUUCAUCUCAGUCAAUGUUACAGGCAAUUUAAGAGUAUCUGAAAUUUCAUACGUAUGGAUAUUAGGUCUGAGAUUGGAACGAAGAAUAACUUGCAUGCAUUUAUCUGAUUCUUCGUAAUGUGACUCAAAUUGAUUUGAACUCGA